This is a messenger RNA of Anopheles funestus (African malaria mosquito), 3262 nucleotides long. Its product is annotated as SH3KBP1-binding protein 1. The record is from RefSeq and is a predicted model, not a curated record. NCBI's taxonomy places the organism in Eukaryota, Metazoa, Arthropoda, Insecta, Diptera, Culicidae. Gene Ontology annotation, molecular function: protein binding. The transcript has 7 exons. Gene Ontology annotation, biological process: protein homooligomerization. Bases 216 to 2765 code for a protein of 849 amino acids.
AAAGUGUUCGUUAAGGUUAUGUUGUAACAGGACUAAAAGGUAGGCAAUGUGAUUUGAGAUUGAGGAAUUGGUACACGCGGUACUGGUGUUGUGCUGUGCAAAGUGAAGUGAAAAUCGGUACCAAAGGAAAGAAAAACGGUGUCGGUGCACCAAAGCUAGGUUUACAUUCCGAUCGAUUGGGAAAGAAAAAAGAAAGCACAUCGUCGUUGGUGGAAAUGGCCUACACGAACAAUGUUGGCGAUAUUGUACAUCUGAACGUUGGUGGCACGAGAUUUUCGACUUCAAGACAAACCCUAACAUGGGUUCCAGAUACCUUCUUUACCUCCCUUCUAAAUGGGCGCAUAUCAAGCUUGCGAGAUGAAACGGAUGCUAUUUUCAUUGACCGUGAUCCAAAGCUGUUUAGUUUAGUGUUGAACUAUCUGCGGACAAAGGAAAUAGAUAUCAAAUCGGUCGAUAUUCGUGUACUCCGCCAUGAGGCCGAAUUUUAUAACAUUGCUCCACUCAUCAAACGGCUAAUGCUGUGCGAAGAGAUGGAUCAGUCCAGUUGCGGGGAUGUUCUUUUCUACGGUUAUCUACCCGCUCCAAAUAUUCCUAUUCAAGAAAUUCCCAUCGGAUCGUCAGGUUCAUCGGGCAGCUCGAUAAGUGCCGGUACUGGCACUAUAAGCUCGUUCACCUCCACUAACUCGUCAACACACCACAAGCAGGAACCUGUUCCGGGUCCUUCGAACAGUCAACAAAGGCAACAACAACAGCCUUUGCUAUCUUCGUCAAAUUCAAACCCAAUAGCUCCGCAACAUAAUCCCACAUUGUCCGCUUCGACUGCUCCUGCUGGGAUAUGUCAAACUAAUCCUCGUCCCGGAUCAAUGGUACGAGUCCCGGAGCUUUCUCAAGGCGCACCAGGUUCAUCUGGCGGUGGUAGUGGUGUUGGUAACGGCAAUGGAAAUGGUGGCAAUGUUGGGUUAACCGGGACAGCCAGUGGAACAGGCAGCGGUGGAAGCAACACAUCCCGGCAUGCAGGCCAUUCGCGUAACUCGUCCUGGGAUCUGCGUGUUUCCUACAGUGGCAAUGGUAACCGUGGGAAUUCCCAGUGGAUGCCAGGCCAUUCGCGCACGGCAUCUCUCGACAUGAUGCGCCACUCUCGCAACUCGUCCGUCGAUCUGAACAAAUACAUUCGUAACGAGGUGGGUCUGCUGUUCGGACCUGGAACAACCGGUACCGGCUGGGCCGAUCCUAUGAGAGUGCAAAUUAUCAAGGCGCACCACAACUGGAUCUCCGUCGCGUAUGCACAUUUUGUAACGUGCUAUCGGCUGAAAGAUUACUCCGGCUGGCAGCAGAUUUUUAUUUCGCCGUACAUCGAAACCACGAUCGAGCGGAUCGCGAUCAAUGCGAAGAUGAAUUUGGCCACUUCCGCGGGCGAACAGUCGCACAGCAAGAUGGUAGCAAUCUCGUACGGCAGUCAAAUUCGACUGUGGGGAAUCUCGGAAGAUGGUAGCAAGGCCGAGGUCGGUACAUUUAAUUUGCACGUGCGCGUCGAGUAUCUUUUCUUCAUCGGCAGUCAGCUGGUAGCCCUGUCGUCGUCGGGAAAGAUUGGCGUAUGGCACGCGAUGACGCAGCACUGGCAGAUACAGGAUCUCGUACCGAUACUUUCCUUCGAUACCGCGGGUUCCUUCCUGCUGUUGGGAUGCAACAACGGAUCUAUCUACUACAUCGAUAUGCAAAAGUUUCCAUUGCGUAUGAAAGACAACGAUUUGCUCGUGACGGAACUUUACAAGGAUCCAUCGAACGAUCACAUUACCGCUAUAUCGGUAUACCUAACACCGAAAACGACAACCGCGGAUCGUGUGAAGGAAGGCCUGUCGGGAAACUGGAUUGAAAUUGCGUACGGUACACGAUCCGGAUCGGUGCGUGUCAUCGUGCAGCAUCCGGAAACGGUCGGUCAUGGGCCGCAAUUGUUUCAAACGUUCACUGUGCAUCAGAGCCCGGUAACGAAGGUGACACUAUCAGAAAAGUUUUUAAUUUCGGUAUGCAGCGAAUACAACCACGUGCGAACGUGGCAGGUACCACGGUUUCGAGGUAUGAUCUCCACCCAGCCUGGUUCGACACCCGAAGCAUCGUUUAAGAUCGUGUCAUUGGAAGCCGUCGAUUCAACAUUUAGCUAUUCGGCAGGGAACGAUUUCGGUCCAUUCGGAGAGCAAGACGAUGAGCAGAUAUUUGUCCAAAAGGUCGUUCCCGAUACGGACCAACUGUAUGUUCGGCUUGCCUCAAACGGUGAACGCAUUUGUCUGAUACGGUCCGUCGACGGUACCACGAUCACGUCGUUUUGCGUGCACGAAUGUGAAGGAUCACGGAUGGGAUCCAGACCGCGCCGAUUCAUCUUGUCUGGACACUGCAACGGUGCAAUACAAAUGUGGGAUCUCACCACCGCACUAGAAAUAUCGAAAAAGAAGGAUCAACCGAAGCGUUGUAUCGGAGGGCCAACGGCCGACGAGUUGAUCCGGGAACUAGAUCAGUGUGACCUAAGUAACAGCCAUUGCUCGACCCCCUGUAUGUCGCCGUGCCCAUCGGCAUUUUCGGGCAGCAUUGAACCUAACGCUAUGGGAAGGCUGAAACCUUUCAAUGUAGCGUUUUUGAAUCAAUCGGCUGCAGCUACAAUUGGUGGCCCACAACAAGCCCCAUUGCAGGGCCCCGCAGUACUGGGGGCGGCUGCAGUUGCCGCUCCUUUGCAGCCGGUAAUAGCCGCACCGCAUCCUAAUCAACCGAACUGAUCUCUAUUCCGCCGGCAAAGGGACAUUUGAGAAUGGUUCCUGUGUUGUUAUCUCGAGGUGGAAUUUUAAUUAAAUAUAUUUAAUUGUUUUCCGUGUGGUUUAGCGUGGAUAAGAAUGCAAAAAAAUACACACACACAUGUACCCGUGCACAUUCGACAUAGCGUAGGGCUCGAAAUAUUCAAUCCUACAAAGAGCUAGCCAAGUUCUUCUAGCUAUAACAAAUAUUUACUCCCCCACUUCUUAGAUCUACGCAAUUCUCUCUAGCAAGACUAUGUUUCAAGGGCAAUAUUGGAAGUACCUAUUUCUAUUGCUUAACAUACCUCCACUGAAACCCCAUAGGUUGUGUUUGUUUUGCAAUAUUAUUGUCUUGUUUAUUGUGCUGUGCUGUGUGCUGUCGGAUGUGCAGAACAUGAUCAAUUAAAAAUUCAGUUAUAAUGUGCUUUAAGAACAUACAUAUAUUUUUGUACAAUAAAUUUUACUGCAAUAUCAUACCCUAA